AUGUCUGAUAUCCACAGAGACUUCGUGAAUUAUAACGAAAUGACCCGCAGCGACUUCGCGAAUUAUUACGAAAUGAACCGCAGCGACUUGGCUAAUAGUUACGCCAAAAGCGUUGACCCUCGUUACAAAAUGCCUGAUAGUUUCGUGUCUUGGAAAGAAACUACAACAUUUCCACCUGUAGAUUGGAAUGAAACUGCGGAUACUCAUGUCUUUAAGGCCGACCUUGCCGGAGAGGAUAAAGAAGCGGUUAAAUUAGGAGUGGUAGACGGUCGGAUUCUGGAAAUAAGCGGAGAACGCAGCAUAGAAGGGGGCAAGAAUUAUCUCCGUUGUGAACGGUUCAAAGGGCGGUUCCUGAGGCGUUUCACACUACCUGAGAAUGCGAAGGUGGAUGAGGUUAAAGCUGGCAUGGAAAAUGGAGUGCUCACUGUCACAGUGCCCAAGCAGCCUGAUACUCAGGCUCUGUUCAGAGACAUUGAAAUCUGCUAAAUACAUUGUAAUUGAAAUAUGCUAAAUAUAGUCUCUGUUUUGAGUGUUGAUCAAUAAUGUUCUGUUAGGGUUUAUCGAUAAACAAUCUUAGCCCGAAGAGACUAAGUGAAAAUCGUUUGAUUUGAAAAUCAGUUGAAAAUAUGUUUUUG
Messenger RNA from Cryptomeria japonica (Japanese cedar), 635 nucleotides. Its product is annotated as 18.1 kDa class I heat shock protein-like. The transcript has 2 exons. Gene Ontology annotation, biological process: protein complex oligomerization; protein folding; response to heat. The record is from RefSeq and is a predicted model, not a curated record. NCBI's taxonomy places the organism in Eukaryota, Viridiplantae, Streptophyta, Pinopsida, Cupressales, Cupressaceae. The coding region runs from base 1 to 486 and encodes 161 amino acids.